CGAGGGGCACCCCGACUACCCCCUUGGCGGCGCGCGGCGCGGCGCGGGGCACCCCUAGCUCUUGGCCCUAUGCGGCUGGCGGCGAGCGCUCCCUGCGUGUCCGCGGCGUGACGGCGCCGUGACGCCGGCGUGGUUCCCACGCGUGCCUGUUUGGAUUAACGCACGAUAACACCAUGAGCAGCAGCGCGGUCAACUAUCAGCAGGUCGCCACCAUGGACGGCGACGGCCAGAGGAGGUGCGGAUGCAAGCGUCGACAGAGAGUCAGCGGGUCCAGCGUGGCGGCGAACAGUGACCGAUGACGCGAAGGUGUAGAAGGACCGCGCGGUGGUGAAGUCCCCCCUAGCGGCCUAGUCCCCCCGAGGGCCCCGAGGGCCCCGACGACGACACCAUGUCGGCCACCAAGCCCCUCACCACCUCCCGCAGCCAGCCCAUCAUGCCUCGCUUCCGGAAAGUCAGCCGGACGGAGAGCGAGUGCUCGUGCGGCGAGGAGAACACCCGGCUGACGAGGGACGGCCGGGACUUCGCCGACGGCGACCCCACCUCCCCCGGCGAGGACGACCUGUCGCUAUGCGACUACCACGACCUCCCGCCGCCGCCCGACGGCGGCUACGGCUGGGUCGUCGUGUUCGCCUCCUUCAUGUGCAACAUGAUCGUGGACGGCAUCGCCUACACGUUCGGCAUCUUCCUGCAGAAGUUCGCCGACCACUUCCACGAGAGCCCCGGCACGGUGUCGUGGGUCGGCUCCUUGCUGUCGGGGGUCUACCUCAGCGCGGGACCAAUCGUGAGCGCGCUCACCAACAAAUACGGGUGCCGCGCGGUGUGCAUAGCGGGCAGCAUCAUCGGCUGCGCCGCCUUCGUCCUCAGUACCUUCUCCCCGAACAUUAAAGUCCUCAUGCUCACGUACGGCGUCAUGGGAGGACUCGGUUUCGGCCUCAUCUACCUGCCCGCCGUGGUGUGCGUCGGCUACUACUUCGAGACGAAGCGGUCGCUGGCCACGGGCAUCGCGGUCUGCGGCUCUGGCGUCGGCACCUUCGCCUUCGCGCCGCUCGCCGACAAGCUCCUGGACAUGUACGGCUGGCAGGGCGCCAACCUCAUCCUCGCGGGGCUCAUCCUCAAGUGCGCGGUGUUCGGCGCGCUGAUGCGGCCCCUGGAGUUCCCCAAGGGCCCCGGCGUGAAGCCGCUGCUGCAGCGAAUGGCCGAGGAGAAGCGCUUCCAGAUGGAGCGCGGCUCCAUCGGCGGCUCCUACUUCGUGGUGCAGCUGCCCGACGGCUCCAUGGAGAAGCGCCUCAAGAUGCCCAUCAACAUCGACCCCGGCGUGCACUCGUCCUUCAACCUGGACCAGCUGGUGCCCGGCACCCCGGUCAACCCGCUGCCCACCGUGCCCACCCUGCCCACCAUCACCGAGGCUAAGGUCCAGGAAGCCAAAGACGGAGCCAAUGAAAUGCGGCCGCCCGACGUCCCCCGAGGCAGGAAGAAGAGUCGUGUCGAGGACCUCAAGGAGGAAGACGAAAUGCUGCGGAGGGACCUGAUCAAGCAGGAGCGAGAGCAUGACAGAAGAGUGUCGACCCCCGAGGCGCCCAACCCAGCCGGCCUGCAGCAGUCCGAGACGGCCGUGCCGCCCAGGGGCAUCAUCCCCAGGAACGCGUCGCAGCCCGCCUUCUCCACGCACGUACAGGGGCUGCCCAAGAACGGGUCGGUGCCGUUCUUCGACCGGAUCCGGAAGACGUCGACGGGCGAGCGGUUCAGGCCCACGCUGGCCGCCAUCAACAACUCCCGGCCGAACAUGACCUCGAACGGUGAUGUACGCAAGUCGCUCCACCUCCGCCUGUCCAAGUCCUCGCUUGCGGGUCGCGCUAACAACAAUGCGGAGGACAUGUGGUCCAAGACUGAUGUGGACACCGAGACCUGCUACACCGGCAGCAAGCUCAGCAUCCCCGGGGGCGCGUUGCGCGCUCGCAGGGAGCUCAUCCGACCCAUGUCCAGGAAGGACAUCUUCUACUCGGGCUCCGUCACCAACCUGCCCGAGUACCAGAGCCAGAAGUCGCUGGCCGGGUACCGCCAGAGCGUCCUCUCCCUGUCCAUGUACGGCCAGGGAGGCACUGGGGCCGUGGACGAGAAGCCUCCUCCCGACCUCUGCCCGUGCCUCGCCCUGCCCGAUUCCAUGAAGCACGCCCUGGCCACCAUGAUGGACGUCUCGCUGCUCAAGGACCCCGUCUUCAUGAUGAUCGCCAUCAGCAACGUGUUCGGCAUGGCGGGGCUCUACGUACCCUUCGUGUACCUCGUCGAAGUCGCCAAAAAAGCGAACGUCGGCGACAACAACGCGUCCAUGCUGCUGUCGUGGAUCGGCAUCGUCAACACGGUGGGCCGCGUGCUCUGCGGCUACGUGGCCGACUUCCCCCAGGUCAACACGCUGCUCAUGAACAACGUGUGCCUCGUCAUGGCCACGCUGUCCGUGGCCGCGGUGCCGUUCUGCGAGUCGUACUUCAGCUUCAUCCUCGUCGCCAUCUUCUUCGGCAUCUCCAUCUCGGGCUACAUCUCGCUCACGUCCAUCAUCCUGGUGGACCUGCUGGGCCUGGACAAGCUGACCAACGCCUUCGGCCUGCUCAUCCUGUUCCGCGGCGUGGCGGCCACCGUGGGGUCGCCGCUGGCCGGCAUGGUGUACGACGCCACCGGCACCUACGACAUCCCCUUCUACAUGGCGGCCGGGCUGUUCGCCGUGUCCACCGUCACGUCCUUCUUGGCGGGGCCGCUGAAGCAGUGGACGGCGAGCGAGGAGCUGCCGCCGCAGCUGGACGCGCUCACGCCCAUCGACGAGGACGAGGAGGAGGAGGAAGAGGAGGAGCAGGAGGGCAUCCAGAUCACCAUUCCAGAGAUCCGCGAGACGGCGCCGUCGCCUCGCACGCCCAACCCGCCCAAGGAGAUCAAACAGAUCGAGUCCGUGCUGUGAGCUCGAGACAGAGCCACAGAGCCUAGGGGAUGAUACCUCGGCGCGAAGGCCGCCGCCGCCGCCCCGGGGUCCGGCGCGCUGAGCACUGAGCGCGCAGCAGGCGGAGCAGGCCCCGGGUGCGAAGGGGCGCCCGGCGCGAGGAUCAACGCGGUCAUACGCUUAUUCUUCUCUCGUUUCAUUUCUUUUUCGUCUCGGUGAAUGUCUGACGUGGAACCGACGCCUGCACUACACCGUGCGCACUACACCGUGCGCACCGCACCGCGAGUAGCCUCGCCGCCUUGCCGCAUCGUCGCGCAGCAGCGCGCAGCAGGGGGUCUUGGAGGACAGAGUAAAUUCGUGUCGCGAUUUUUGUUCGCGGGCGGGCAGCACUACUGGGGAUUCCCCAAUGGGGAAGCACUAGCCCCCGGGAAGCAGGGCACCGGAUCUGCAUCAUAUAUUUUGUGACAAAUUUCGUGAAUAUAGUCCUUUUUAUUUGUAUAGGAUGGGCCUCUGAUGGCCUCGUGUCCCUGGGGUGUUGCGUAGAGAGAUGCAGAUGCAGUGCCCUGUCCUCUGGGAGAACGGAAAAAGGAGGAAAGAGCAGGGAGUGUCUCGCAGACUUCCUGCGCAAAGACUUCAGUAUUUUCACCAAGAAAUGGAGUUCAGUCAGGCUUUAAUAGCUAUGAAGAUUAUUUCGAAAUCUGGUUCAUUGUACUCUAUGUUAAUUUUUUUGUGGUCAAAUGUGUAGUGAUACAUUCUCUCUGUGUCGUUGUCUAAUUUAAUUUUCCAAAGAUUCGCCAACAUUCUGUGUCUAUGUUGGCACGGAUUCUUGUGAACAUUGGGGACAAGUAUUCUUUUACGGCUGUGCAGAAGAACUCAACCAUCAUUGCGGAUUGUGUUUAGUGUCAAUUUGUGGAAUCUGGUGGUGUUUUGCCAUAAGUCCAUGUAUUGUUUUUUUUUAAUGUGACAGUGACAAACAUUUUGCCUGUUUAGAUGCUGAGGUAUUAUAAAUACUGACCAUGUUGAAGCCUUUGAGUUUCAUUGUUUUUGUCUCUGGAGAACCUUUACCUAGAAACUGCUAAGAGCUUCGGAGGAUGUUUGCAUAGAAAUGAGAGUGAAGCUGUGGUGUGGGUAUGUGUCAAAGAAUGAUGCCAGAGCCGUUUUCCAGUGCAUUCCUGGUUGCUGGCAGAGUCAUUUUACAUGCCAAGAUCAACCAUGAAUCUAGAGUACAUUUCAUCAUUAUUUCUCUUGGCACAUUUCUUGAUUCCCUUUCUUUCAUUUUUUUUUUUUUCUUGAUAUUGUCCUUAAUGUCUACAUACAGUAGAUUGUAUUUUUGAGCUGAUUUGUGUGUAUAAGUAUGAAGAGCUGCAAAUUAGAAGACUCUAUGAAAACUAUGCAUAACUUAAACAGACUUGUGUAAGUGUACUUCUGUAUCGCAACAUGCAACCGUAAACACCAAUACAAAAAGAUUUCCGCAUGUGGUUGCAGCCACAAGGUGCGGAGAAGUUUCAUGUCUUUCUUUCAAGGCAUGAGAACGAAAUACUACGUUCUUUCAAGUUUCAACCUGAGUUUUAAACUUGAUCUGUUAAAAUAAGCACAACUCCUCUUUUUUUUUCCAUUUUUUUUUCAGUGUAAGUGUGCUAUUUGUCUCCUCAGGAGAUACGGUAUCUGUGAUUGCAGCCCAGAGGCAGCGUGGAGCGAGCAGCCUGUGCCAAGCGCGGCCGUGCCCGGACGCCCCUUACCGUGUAGCGCGCCGAACCCUAUAUUUUUGUAAUGAAAUUGUGUGAUCGAGAGAAUGAGUGUGUGAAUGUCACGAGUGGGGCGGUCGGAGGGCACCGGCCCGGCUUGGGACCGCGCUGCUCAGAGGGUAGGGCAAGGCUUGAUGUUUUUAUUGUGUUCUUUUUUUUUCUCUGAUUUUCUUUUGUACUCACGCCUGCAGCUGCAACCAUGUCAAUAAACAAUUGUGCAUA
Molecule: messenger RNA, 4893 nt
Organism: Thrips palmi
Lineage: Eukaryota; Metazoa; Arthropoda; Insecta; Thysanoptera; Thripidae
Product: monocarboxylate transporter 3
Exons: 14
Coding region: 389-2947 (852 amino acids)
Biological process (GO): transmembrane transport; monocarboxylic acid transport
Molecular function (GO): monocarboxylic acid transmembrane transporter activity
Source: RefSeq, a predicted model, not a curated record